Messenger RNA from Melanaphis sacchari, 3487 nucleotides. Its product is annotated as membralin. Lineage: Eukaryota; Metazoa; Arthropoda; Insecta; Hemiptera; Aphididae. Gene Ontology annotation, biological process: response to endoplasmic reticulum stress; positive regulation of ERAD pathway. The transcript has 13 exons. The record is from RefSeq and is a predicted model, not a curated record. The coding region runs from base 563 to 2533 and encodes 656 amino acids. Gene Ontology annotation, cellular component: endoplasmic reticulum.
AUAAAAUAAUAUCUGCUAUAAUUAAUGCAGAUACCUAUCGCAGUAUCGCAUUCACAAUAAUAAUAAUAUUCCGGAGAUCUCGAUCACUUUUAUAAUGAGUCGACACGUCGCGCGUGCUAUCAUUUUGAACCCCAAAAUGAUUAUUAUUGUAGAAUAAUUUAUUUAUCAUUAUAAUAUUAUUGUCACAAGGAAAAAUGAUAAAACGAUAUAGUACUCGCACAGCUGCAGCUGACGACUACCAGCGCGACUAUGCAUUUUCAAGUUAAACCUGUUCGUCGUUCAAUUGUCGUUGUGUAUUUGUGUUUCCUGUUUAUCAUCUGUCGAUUCGAUUGAUCGCAGAUCCUGGUAAAAUAAUUCCAAUUUCCUGAGUGACGCGCCACCGCUCGCUCGUUUGCCGUAAGCCCUAUAGUCUAGAGCACACCUAUAGGUGUAUCAUAUCAAUAUCGCCGAUUGCUGUCGCGUUCGGCCCAUACGUCGGUCGAUAUAUGUGACGAUGCAGUUUAGCAUUCAACAUUUUUUGCUAACGUUUUGUCUGUUGCCGAGCUAAAGGGACGACUUCAUCAUGUCUAAUAACGGUCACGAUCAUGAAGAACUGGUGGUUGUGCCACCAAACGCUUUGGAUAUGAGAACAACGGGAGUUAAUAACAAUAACAAUAACAAUAAUAAUAACCAAGCGUUCAAUGUAAGAGAUCGUCUGUUCUAUGCACUGUUCUACAAGGCCACCUUAGGGUAUGCAAGAAUAUUCCCAAGAUCUUUGAGAAGGCUUAUAGAAUUUGUAUUUUUAUUAAAGGCUGUUUUAUCAUUUUUUGUUCUUGUGUAUGUGCAUAUGAACUUUUCACGAAUGCCAGCCAACUGUUUAGACCAUGUAAAAGACAUUUGGCCUAGAGAUGGUAUAUUACGAGUGGAGAUUAUUCGAAGUUAUCAACGUAACUAUGCAGAACAAACAGGCAUGAUAAAUGAAUUGUUUACAGUAGAAAAGUCUUAUGAACGUGAAUAUAAACUAAAACGUAUAGACACAAGUGAUGAGAAUUCGUCAUUGUUGAACCGCUUAACUAAAACUAAUAAUCCUGAGAACAAAAGAGAGGUUGAUAUUGAACCAUCAACAGAAGAAUUAGUUGAAAAUAAAUUUCCAGAGACUAGUACCCCAAAACCUAACUUAUUCAACUUCAUAUCAUUUAAAAAUUAUAUAAGUGUUGAAGAUGACAAGAAAGAAAUGUUUAAAAGUACCAGUAAGAUGAAUCGCCAUACCACCAGUAACUCAAAUUUUUCACUAAUAGAAGACUCAGCAGAAUUUCGUUCUACCAAAUAUCCAAAUAGUUCUAUUAAAGGUGUACUGGGAAUCGAUAGAAGUUCAUUACUCCAGUCCACAAGUGCCACAUUACCUACGAUUAAUGACAAUGAAGGAGCAUUUUAUGAGAAUUACAUUGUUGAAUAUUCUUUGGAGUAUGGGUUUUUGCGUCUGUCGCCCAAUGCCAGAACUCGAUUAGGAAUUCCAGUAAUGCUAGUAGCUCUAGAGCCUACCCGGAACAAGUGUUUUGGUGAUUCAGUGGGUCAGUUUUUCUUGGAGUAUUUCCUUGGCUAUGACGAUUUACUGAUGUCCUCUGUUAAAUCAUUAGCCGAGAAUGAACAAAACAAAGGAUUUCUGAGAAAUGUCAUUACUGGAGAACAUUAUAGGUUUGUGAGUAUUUGGAUGGCUAGAACGUCGUAUAUUGCAUCAUUCUUUAUAAUGGUUGUGUUUACUGUAUCGAUUUCAAUGCUCUUGAGGUACUCGCAUCAUCAGAUAUUUGUUUUCAUAGUGGAUUUGCUACAGUUAUUAGAUUUUCACGGUUCGCUCUCUUUUCCAGCGGCGCCACUUUUGACUGUCAUACUGGCUUUGGUUGGUAUGGAGGCCAUAAUGUCGGAAUUUUUCAAUGACACAACCACAGCGUUUUACAUCAUAUUGAUCGUCUGGGUAGCUGAUCAAUACGACACCAUAUGCAGCCAUUGUCCAAUCACGAAAAGGCAUUGGCUAAAGUUUUUCUAUCUGUACCACUUUUCAUUCUACGCUUACCACUAUCGGUUCAAUGGUCAGUACAGCAAUUUGGCUCUCAUUUGUUCGUGGUUCUUUAUUCAGCAUUCCAUGAUUUACUUUUAUCACCACUAUGAGCUGCCAUAUGUGCUGCAGCAAGCUCAGCUGCAGCAGGUGAUCAUCCAGCGGCAACAGCAACAGCAUCAGCACCAACACCAGCCAACCGGCGGAGAUUCCUUGCGGCCUGAAGGCAGAAGUCCGGUGGAGGUAACCAUCAGACCGGUUCAGCAUUUUAGUCUGAUGAACGGACUCAAUAACCUGGGCCGUUUGCGGACAGUGUUGUUGCGCCGGCGCAGGGUAAGGACUUUCGAGCCACCACCGCCGCCGCCGACUCCACCUCCAAAUACCCAACAAAACACGUCUCCACAGCCGCCUCCGCGGACACCUUCGACGAUGGCUGAUGCAACCGGAAGUGUUGGUUCAGAAAACGUUACGGCAGCGGCGCCCACUGUCGCAAUGCAAUAGUGCGCUUUAUAACCGCGAUGAGCUGCCAAACUACCUACCACCUAUACCUUAUAUACCUAUCUUACUUACCUAUAAUACUCCUAUUACAACAACAAUAACCACUUCUACCAUAACGACGAUGACAACAAUUGCUACUACUGCUCCUGCUAUUAUUGUAAUACAGUUUUUACAAUGCCGCGCAGAUUAUAUUAUAUAUAUUUAUAUAUAAUAUAAUGAAUACAUAAACGCUCUAUAAUCUGUGAUAUAUGAUACACGUGUGAUAACGGUAGUGAUGAAAACAAAGACAUGUAAAACGAUGUAUAUAAUAUGUAUAUAUAUAUCACGGGAUUAGAAACGGCGGCGGCAUAUGUAUAGCGAUCGUAUAAUAAUUAUAUAUUAUAUUGCUUUUGUUAUUAUUAUCAUUAUUAUUAUUAUUUUGUAUUUUAUAUUUACUUCUUCUGAAAACGGUACAAGUGAGCGUCCGGAAUUCAUCGUUUAUAUGAUAAAUAAUAAUCAUAUUGUUAUAAUGUUAUGUUUAUCGUUUGCACAAACUCAUUCACGUGAUUGCGUGACCAUAUGAAACUGUGGGCCGCUCUGCUGCUUUACAUAUUGCUGUGGCAGUGAAAGUAGUAUCGGAAAAUAUAAGUGGUGACGGAGCCCGAGGACGUUUUAUUCUUAUUUUAGGGUUAUAUUUGUUUUUAAUUUCACUCUACCUAGUUUGUAAAUUAUGAUUGUAUAUUUCUUUUUGUUCUAUAGCAUUUGUAAUUAAUAUAUAUAUAUUAUAUGUUAAUUAUUAUAUGCCACUUGUUAUUUUAAAAUAUUGAUAUUAUAUAAUUAUACCGCCGUAUUAUAAUAUAUCGUGCAGUGUAUAUGUUGUGUAUGACGUGUACGUAAUUUUUUCGAACAUUCAAUUAUAUUAUAUAAACAUGUAUAUGAAGUUUUUACUGUUUUAAAUUAAUUUUUUUUCCAUCUGAA